UUCAACAAGAGAAGGAGUUUGCACUUUUCUUUAUUGAAUUUCAUCUUGUUGAUUUUAAUUCUCUUAUUUUAUCAAGGUUGUUUUGUGUUCGAUACCCAUCUUCCAAAGUACUUGCAACAACUCCUAGUCAUGUGCAGAUUUCAUAUACAUACUCUCUGCUCCAUUGUCCAGAUCAUUAAUGAAAUUGACUAGAACAAGACCCAGUACUGAGCUGUUAUGCAGGAUGUCAAACUAGAUUACUCCCUCAUGGAGCUAAUCUACAAGUAGUAUUAAGGUCUGAUAUAUUUUAGGGGAGGGUUAAGACAUACUGUUGAGUCAAAUUUGCUGUAAAAGACUUUGUAAAACAAGAUUUUACAACACUUAAGACAAAAAAAUUCCAUGUUUAAAAAUUCCAGUAUAAUCUUUAAAAUUUACAUAAAACAAACAUGUUGCACUAUAGCAUUUCAUAGGUCACACAUUGCAUCACUGGACCGAGGCAUGAGAAUCUGGGGGGAAAUGAUUAGACUAUUUUUGUAAACAAGCGAAACUGACUGAUCUGUUUUCGUCUUCCAAACUGAGAGAAGUCAAUAAAUGAUAUAUAGUAAAAAAGUAAUAUAUCUAAAGUUUUUUCAGCUUUUCCUAAGGCCUUCAUCUUGCAGUCAAACUCACCAGCAUAUCUUCUAUGUCUCUAUCUUCAGAUCUUGUGGCAGAUCUUUCAAGAUGAAUGCUUGAGUAAUACAUGUGAUGGGAUUCAAUUUUUUCUAACUAAGGCUAUGAUUUAGUCAUGGGUAUUUUAAAUAAAGGUCGGGCAGAAAACAAAAAUGUAUGGCCUGUGACCUAUCUGAGACUUGCACUAAAAUUGCCGGUAGUUAAAUAUGGUGGAGGGAGGGUGUGCUGGCAGAAAGAGGCUCCCAGGGACACGUGAAGCAAGUGGACCAUGGCUGUGCUGGCUGGCAAUCCAGGGCUUGUGCCUAAGGCCAGCUUCUCAGGGCUGCUGAAGCAACAGCUGGUGUAUCUGUUCCUGGGGCCACCUGAGCAGCUUGUCCAGGAGCCAGCUGCUUGAGGUGGCCCUAGGGUCAGUCAUGCUGACCACUGCAGAAGUUGCAAAGGUCACAGAAAGUCACAGAAUCUGUGACUUCUGCGACCUCUGUUACACAAACGGAACGCCAGUCAUAACUUCAUUGUCAUCAGUAAAGUUACUGUCUCUUAUUGCAGCAGUAAAUUUGACUUAAUCUUUUGUUCAAGUUUCAUAACAAGCCUUGUAACUGAGUUUCAAUUUAUGCAUUUAAGUUUUCAUUUUUUUUGUCAAACAAGCUACACAUUGUGGCACACAUCUGAACAAGCGCACUUGACCUCAAUAUUGGUGCACAAGACAAAACUCCCUCUGCUCAAGGAUGGAAAAUCUUAGCGGGAACACUGCAUCUAAGAUAAAAUUUUCUAGAAAUACCACUGCUACCAAGAUGGGGCAAAAUGAUUCAUGCCCUUGUUACAUCUCGAUUGGAUUAUUGUAAUGCGCUCUACAUGGAGCUGCCUUUGAAGAAGCUUCAACUGAUCCAGAAUGCUGUUGCUCGAGGUUUAACUAAUACUCGUUAUAUGGAGCACAUUAUGCCGGUGAUCUGGCAGCUGCACUGGCUUCCAUCUGAAGGUGGAGGUAAAAAGAAACUUAGCAAAGCUGAACGACUGAGAUUACAGAAAGAAGAAGAAGAAAGAAGAUUGAUAGAGGAAGAGGAAGCCCGUUUACGAGCUGAACAAGAAGAAGCAGAAAGACUCGAAAAGGAGAGAAUUUUGCGAGAGGAGACGGAAAGACUUGAAGCAAAAGAUCAAGAGCGGAGAGGAACUGAACUUGCAGAACUCCAUUUGUUGGAAGAGAACUUUUUGUCUGCAAUGCAAUGGAAAGCAGAUUAUAGAGCGCACGCCAAGUGGGAACAUUACAUGCAAUGUGAUGGGAGUCCUGACCCAGCUGUGCCCCAAGAAAUUAAUACUUUCAUGACCUUGUGGAGAGAAAAUAAAAAUGAAGAUAUUGAGUUUGUGAUUGAGAAAGGAAACCAAGUGUUAAAUUUAAUCAAAAAGUUGGAUUUUCUAUUGUUGGAUACCCCGCCAAACGAGCUAACGGAAAAGAUUAUAGCUCAGUACCAGGAGUCAAUUCUGGAAUUGCAAAGUCUUCUUCAUCAGAAAUACAAUGAAGCAACAGAGCACCUACUUAAAAAGGCUAAUACUUAUGCAGAUUCUGACAGCGGAAAUAUGGAGGUGGUCAUAAAAGAUAAAAAUAUCACUUUCUGUAUUUGGGGAAACCUCAAGAAAAAUCCAAGGUUCGGACAUCAUAUGUUCAGUGAUGCAGAAAAUGGAUUUGACCUUCCAAAGGCAGUAGCCACAAGUGAUGUUGCUGUCCGCAUCUUGCACACUCACUAUGAUCAUAUUUCUCCACUACCACAUGUUCCCACACUGCAUCUAAAGGUGGAUGCUCCAGAAAGCAAACAAAAAAUAACUCUGUUUUGUGAUAUGAAAGAAGAAGAAGAAAAAGAAGUGGAACAAGAGAGUGAAGACCAGCUAGUAACUGAAGGAAGAAAGAGUACCAUCUCUUUCAAAGACAACACUAAAAAUGAUACUGAUGAAAAUGAGAAGCUAGAAGAGGAAUCUGAUAAGAAAUUAGAAAGCGUUAGCACCAUUUCUGGAGUUCAGAUUGCAUCACUGGAAGUGGCCACUGAUGAAAAUGAAGAAGAGAUAAUUGAUGAAAAUGUAGUUGAUUUGCACCAGUUCACGCCAGUGGGUGGAGUGUACCUUAUUGAUGCAUUGAAGCUCCCACCUCAGGCCAAACAAAUUAACGGCUGGACCAUGGUGGAAUUACUUGAUUUAGGUUUGGAGAUGUAUCCCUAUCCUCCAGAAUCAGAAGAAACCAAUGAUGCUACAUAUCCGCGUAUAGGUGUCACUCUUAGACUUCUUGACAGUGUGAUAUUUUUUGAGGAACCUCUGGUUGCCAGAUGGGACUCUGCAGGCAAACAAUGGAGAACUGAUGGUAUCAAUGACAUAAAGUACAAAAUGAAAGAGAAACAAAUCUCUUUUGAUAUGGAUGCUUUUUAUACAAUCACCCUGAUUCAGGAUGCUCACCUGAACAUGCCAUACCAGUCAUGGGAACUGAGACCUACUGGCACAGAUGAAUUACUUUUCACUGUUGUUACAGCCUUUGCAGAAGUUCAAAUGCAAAUUAAGGGUAAUCAGUGUAUGUUGUCUUCAGUAAUUGUGGAUGGGGGUGAGCAGCUUUCGCACUUGACGGGAAGAUGGACAUCUCCAGUUAGCCUAACAGUGGCUUUGAAAAAGGCUGGAGUGAACAUUUUCCCCUCAGACUAUUCUCACAAGUUCGUCUGUGUGAACAAGAAGACUCCAUUAGCAGAAAUCACAGCUUAUCAACAGAUGGCACUGGUUGCAUCUGCUUUUGCUUUCAGUUGGAGCAAGUGGAAUCUGGUAUCUGGUCAAGAUCAAGUAGUAUUUAAGGUGAGUGAACACCUUAAAACAGAUACUGUUACUGAGGAAGACUGGUCCCUUUACAUGUUUAAUGGCCAGCGAGCACAAAGACUCAAAAUCAAUGAAAGUAGUGAAGCCUUCUCAGAAGAGCUAGCAAGCAAUACUGAAUUUCAUUCUACUCUCUACCAUCUGAUCAAGGAUUUUGCCAGUGAAGAAGCACUUGAAAAAGUAAAGAAAACUAGUUGCCUAUUUAUCGAUGCUGUAUACCAACUGCUCAUUGCUACUAGAGUGUUAACAUACUCUUGAGACAAUUUUCAAUUCUCUUUAUUGUGUAUCAAUAAAAUUACAUUAGUCUUGAUUUGA
Pelodiscus sinensis (Chinese soft-shelled turtle) is the source of this 3801-nucleotide messenger RNA. The record is from RefSeq and is a predicted model, not a curated record. Lineage: Eukaryota; Metazoa; Chordata; Testudines; Trionychidae.